Messenger RNA from Athalia rosae (coleseed sawfly), 3300 nucleotides. RefSeq names its product aminopeptidase N-like. The record is from RefSeq and is a predicted model, not a curated record. Lineage: Eukaryota; Metazoa; Arthropoda; Insecta; Hymenoptera; Athaliidae. Gene Ontology annotation, biological process: proteolysis; peptide catabolic process. Gene Ontology annotation, cellular component: cytoplasm. Bases 158 to 3031 code for a protein of 957 amino acids. The transcript has 11 exons. Gene Ontology annotation, molecular function: zinc ion binding; peptide binding; metalloaminopeptidase activity.
AUGACACGCUUUCGAUUAGAUUAGAUCGUGUAAAAACCGUGUAAAAAGUUUGACGCAAAUCAACCGCAUUGGUUACGAUAAAUAAAUUCUGCUCUUCGGAUUCGGAAGCAAAAGUACGGAUUAAUUUAGUAAAAACGAUUUAUCAGGGAAAAAUAGGAUGGCCUUAACGAAGGUCAUUUUUGCGACCGCCCUGCUGACGGCCGGUGUAUUCGCGAGCCCUUCGCUUUUCAAGGACAAAGUAGCUGACGUGAGACGAAGUGAAACACGCGCCGACGACGGUGGAUAUCGUCUUCCGAAUGAUACCGCGCCGAUUUCUUACUCGAUCGAAUUGAUCCCGUACAUCGUUGUCGGAAAUUUUACCUUCGACGGCGAAGUGCGGAUCGAUUUCAAAGUCUUACGACCGACGUCCGCGGUGACCUUGCACUCCAAAGAUUUGACCUACGACGAAAGUUCGACAAGCCUGGUGUCGCGGGACGACGUCGUUCACGAGGUGAUCGGCCAUGGGUACGACACGGAUAAAGAUUUUUUGACGAUUUCGCUGGGGGAUGAAAUUCCCGUGGGAAAUUACACCCUGAAUCUGAGCUUCGUCGGUAUCCUCAACGACGAAAUGGAAGGAUUUUACAGGAGUUCGUACGUGAACGCGUCCGGAGAUACGGUAUGGCUGGCCACGACCCUGUUCGCGGCCACGAGAGCUCGCAGAGCUUUUCCAUGCUACGACGAACCGGCGUUGAAAGCGACCUUCCAAGUUUCUGUAAAGCACGAAUCGCGUUUUCACGCACUUUCCAACAUGCCGAUAAUCGAAAAAUACGUGGACGAAUCCGAUGGGAAAAUAUGGACGAUAUUCGCCACUACGCCGAUAAUGUCGAGCUACCUGAACGCGUUUAUAGUGUCGGAUUUUUCGGCGAUUAAAAAUUCCGACGAAACGUUCAACGUGUGGGCGAGACCGAACGCGAUUUCCAGCGGCCGAUACGCUUACAGAAUAGGAUCGAUCGAACUGGCGGAACUUGAAGAUUUCACAAACGUCACAUACGCCAUGCCGAAGAUGGACCAGGUCGGAAUUCCCGAUUUUCAAGCCGGCGCCAUGGAAAACUGGGGACUGGUCACCUACAGAGAAGCCGCAUUCCUGUACGAAGAAGGUGUUUCCAGUCUAUCCACUAAACAGAUAAUCGCGACGACCGUAUCGCACGAAUUCAGUCAUCAAUGGUUCGGAAAUCUCGCGAGUCCCGCUUGGUGGAAAUAUCUCUGGCUGAGCGAAGGAUUCGCCAGUUACUUUGAAUAUUUUACAACGGACGCCGUCGAAAAUAACUGGCGUAUGAUGGAACAAUUCGUGGCGAUAGAACAGCAAGGUAAAGCGUUAGUAGCCGACGAUUCCGCCUAUUCUCAUCCGAUGAACGUCGACGUGGAGAGUCCGAGCGAAAUUCUCUCGAUAUUCGACCCGAUUUCUUACACCAAAGCCGCUUGCGUGAUCCGGAUGUUGUCUCAUUUCCUGACGGCGGAUGUCUUCGAGUCCGGAUUAACGAGAUACCUGAACGCCCAUGCCUACGGCACCGUCACGUCCGAUGAUCUUUUCCAGGCCAUGCAGGAGGCUGAAAACGAAGCUGGAAUACUUCCUCCCCGAGUUCGAGUAAAAGACGUUAUGGACACCUGGGUGAAUCAGAUGGGCUACCCAGUUGUAACGGUUGCGAGAAACUACACGAGUCGAACCGCGAGAAUAACGCAGGAACGAUUUUUGAGCGAAAAUCCGAGUCCCGCGGACGACCACGAAUACAAAUGGUGGAUACCGAUCAAUUGGGCAUCUCGAACGAACCCGGAUUUCGAAACAACCGUAGCGCAGGCCUGGAUCAGCGCUGAAGAUGAAAGUUUGAUUAUUCAAGAAUUUAACGCCAGUGAGUGGAUUAUUUUGAACAAGCAGCAAUCGGGAUAUUAUCGCGUGAAUUACGACGAAACCAACUGGGAAAUGAUCGCUGAUUAUUUAAAUAACAGCGAAAACCUGCUAAAAAUUCACGCCUCGAACAGAGCAGCGCUAAUAGACGACGCCAGCAAAUUCGCCGAUUCGGGCAAAAUACCUUACACGGUUCUUUUGAACCUCGUAAGUUACUUGAAAAACGAAAUCGACUACGUUCCGUGGUACGCAGCUUUCACAAACUUCGCCAAUCUUCACAGAGCAUACGCGAACGCUGCGCAAUACGAAUUACUCCGGGCCUACCUCGCUUCACUGACGAGCAAAGUUUUCGAUACGGUCGGUGUCGAGGAAACCGACGACGACGAUCACCUCGCAAAAUUGAACAGAGUAGACGUAAUUAAUUACGCCUGCAUGUUCGGUCUUAAAAAAUGUUUGACCGGUUCAGAAGCCAAGGUCAGCGAUUGGUUGAAAAAUUCAACGGCCACCCCGCUUGCUCCGAGCUUGUUUACAAACACGAUCUGUGCCGGUUUGCGGUCCGCAAAUUCAACCACAUGGGAAACGGCGUUCGCCAGACUUCGAUCUACCGAGUCAACCGCUGAACGCGAUGCUCUGCUCGUCGGUCUCGGUUGUUCGGAAAAUGGGGAUAUCGUUAAAUCUUGGAUGAUCGCUAUUUUUGAUUCGGCCAGCGGACUGACCGCCGGAAAUUCUUACACUGCUUUCUCGGCAAUCUAUCAAAGGAGCGCGUGUAACGUGGAUCGAGCGUUGGAUUUUCUCGUCGAAUACCACGUCGGCAUAAUUACGUACUUCACGGGUGUAAAUGAGUUGAAAAAAAUUGUUACUGGCAUCGCCAACAGACUCACCAGUCACGCUCAACUAGUAAAGCUGAACGAGGUGGUCGGUUACCAUUCCGAGAUAAUUGACGAUGCGGUUCGUGUCGCCGUUAACAACGUUAAGAAAAAUAUCGCGUGGAUAGCUGCAAAUGAAGCAGAAAUCAGCACUUGGCUUAUCAACAAUGUACCAGACAUGAUUCCGGAUGACAGCGAAUCGACAUCAUCGGGGAAUUCCGCUUUCACCGGGUGUAUCAGUUUUUUUGUCAUUAUUUCAAUGACGAUCUCGAUUUAUCUUUGAUAAGUUAAUUUUUUCACGCGAUGCGUGAGCUUCGUGGUUCUCCAUCGGAACUUAGAAAAAAAGGGUGGACACAGUUGUUGCUGAACAAACAUAUGAAAAAGAAGAAAACGGUGAAACUUUAUUAUUAAGUUUCGUAAAUAAUUUUACAUUUUUACACGAUAAUAUUCGGAAAAUUCAUAAUGCCUGUAAUUACGCGCAUGUAAAUUAUUCAUCGAUAAAUUCGAUCAAAUCUCAGAUUCAAGGAUCAGCAGAAAUAAAUUGAUACACAU